Messenger RNA from Formica exsecta, 6559 nucleotides. RefSeq names its product anaphase-promoting complex subunit 1 (gene shtd). The transcript has 21 exons. The record is from RefSeq and is a predicted model, not a curated record. Gene Ontology annotation, molecular function: molecular adaptor activity. Gene Ontology annotation, biological process: protein K11-linked ubiquitination; anaphase-promoting complex-dependent catabolic process; metaphase/anaphase transition of mitotic cell cycle. Gene Ontology annotation, cellular component: anaphase-promoting complex. NCBI's taxonomy places the organism in Eukaryota, Metazoa, Arthropoda, Insecta, Hymenoptera, Formicidae.
GUGCGUCUCGUUUCAUGAAAAACGCCGGCAUGGCUUCUCUUUAUCUCUCAGGCUUCUCUCUGGGCGGUACUGUUUAAAGAUGAUGUGGUUUUUGAUGAUUUGUAUACGAUUUGUCUCUCGAAAACUUUUAUCGUGUUAUUUUGUACGAUUUGUAUGCAGCAUUGUCUAAGAAAAAAGUUAGCGGGUAUUGAUUUUUCGUAUAUUCGUAAACAUAGUCAGCAAAUCUGGAUGAAACCAGGGAGAAGAUGAUCGCCGCCUCAGAACCGGUGGAAUAUACGCCAGGUGGCCGACAGAUAAUCUUAAACCAUCCUGGAUCGUUAAUUAGUCAACAGUUAUCCAAUAAUCAAACAACUGGUGGAGAAAAUAUUUUACUAAAAAGGUUUAGUGAAGUAAAUAUAUCGGAAAAGUCUCCUAAAGAGGCAUGGUUGGUACGCAGUAAUCAAACAUAUGGAGAAGAAGAAUUAUAUUACUCGGGUAAAGUUGCUGUUCACUGCAAGGGCAAUCAAAAUACUCGAAUACUCGAAGCAACCUAUACCUGUGAAACAGAUAUUAAACAUGCCCUUUGGUGUAUAUUUCACACGAGUAUUCCGGAUCAUUUAACUAAGGGUAAAGAAUAUGAGGCUGAGGGCUCUAUUCACAAAUCUUUAGAGUGUAUCUGCCUGCUUGAUUCAUAUACUCUUAAGGUUUUUACAGAAUGUGGCGAAGAUUAUGUUUCUACUUUACAAUUUCAGGUUUCUGCGGUAUGGCCGACAAAAUAUGGAAUUAUACUUGAAAAAUGUCAAGUGCCAAUUACAGAUUCAAGGUAUAUAUCAUUUGAAAACAGCAGAUUACCAACUCAAAAUGAUAAUUUACCUAUAGCUUUUUCAUUAAUGCAUCCAUUAGAUGAGAUUUGCCCUCUGCUUAUUAAACAUGGAUCUUUGUCGUACAUGAAUGAAUCAACUCAGCAAAUUAUAUUUACUAGUUCAGAACCAUCGUUGGCAGUCAUAUAUGAUACAAAGUCUAACUUACAUUCAGUUUACAAAAUUCGCAAAGCGUUAGCUGAAGAAUGCCAAAUAGUUUGUGGCAGUAAUGACACGAGUUUACUAAAUCAUUCAAUUAAUAUGUCAUCGUUAAAUAUUGGCAGCAAUUUAUCCAUCAAUAAAACCUACGCCAACAAAGGACAUCAAAGUCCCUUUCUUCUUGGAAUUCCAAAUUUACAAAUGAGUAACAAUACUGGUAUAGGUCUAGGACUAUCUAAUACUCCAUUUGGAUCGCGUACUGCCUCUUAUAGUACUGCUUCUGGUGGACCAUCACCUUCUCAGCAACAACAGCACUCGCGUUCACAAAGCUCUAUGGCUACCAUUUCUCGUUGUCAAUCGCCCACGCAUUCAGCAGCUUUGUCUCCUCUGCUUGGAGUACCUGCAAAUUCAAAUAUCUAUCAUAGCAGGUUACAUCAGACUGUUAUGAUAACUACCUCGAGUCAAAUACAUAGUCCAAUGGCUAGUUACAACAAUAUCCGAUUAAAAGAUGCUGCAAUUGCAAGCAAACCUUUAUAUCCUGAAGUUUGUCUUGAACAUGUAUGGACAGAAAACAUUGGUGUAUCAAAAGAUAUUAUUUAUGGUCGUGCAUCAAAGGUUUUCUUAACAUUGGACCUUGUUGGACAGAGUUAUUUGGGCUAUUUGGUUCCAAAUCGUUUGCAACUAUUUCUAGUGAGAUUAGAAAAAACUAAUAAACAACAACAAAUCAUUUUUGGAAUGGUAACAAGCAUUGCGGCCAAGGAUGCUGUUAAUUUGCCAAAUUUGCACAUGAUAGCAAUUGUAGAUUUGUCAAAUGGUAUAGCAUUAUAUACAGGAGUUACGUGUGUGGGCAAAUUACAUAUAUCUGGUAUACUGUCGAAUCUUACGGGCAGUAAUUACUUUUUAUCAAAUAGUAAUUCUAAGCUUGCAUCUCCAUUUCCAAGACGAAGUUCCUUGAUUUGUCAAAAUAGUGCACCUUUGCAUGAAAUUAAAUUUGAAGAGAGCUUACAUUUACUAAGUCCUGUAGGUGGUAAUUGCGCUCGUCCGCCAAUACUCUUGGAAAAUUCCUUACUGGAUACAAAUUUUCUUGCGUUGAAAGACGCUGUAGGCAAUGAGAUUACCGUGGAAUGCGGAAAAAAACAAUAUUUUCGUAUAACAUUACCUGUGUCUAGCACAUCUCCUUUAGUUACUAAAUGUUUACAUACAUUACGAAGUGUGCUUCAAAGAGAUUUAGCAAUGCAAUUAUUGGUUAAAUGGUACGGUGCUAGAAAUGCCCCUGGUCCGCAAGAUUUUUCACCAGUGCAAGAAUGGGAUCUCUUUCUUGUGGUUCUGUUCACAUUAAUGGGAUAUGAUGUGGAGAAAUUACAUUUAAUACAAAACAACGAGAAAGAUCAAUUUACAGAACGUAAUAGUCCUACAGUGCUGCCUAAAAAACAGAAAACCAACAAUUGUGGAUCUACAGAUGAUUGGCUGUACAUAUUGGAAUCAAAUGAAUUAAAAAAUUCCCGAACGUUUAUCUCGAAUGUACUAAAAAGUCAAAAGAUAUCUAGCGUCCUUUGCACGAUUCCCAAAAGUGCUACAGAAUCAAAUAGCAUUGGCAAAAUAAAUGUACAAGCCGUUCUAUAUCCACAUCUUCCGCUCGUUUUAUUUUCUCUUCACCUCUUAUACGAGGAAUUGAAAUUAAACAGCGUUAUAUCGGAAAGUUUACCAUUACUCGGACAGUUACUGUAUCAAUUGAGCAUAGAUUUGAAGUUCGAGAUGUACGCUCAUCAUUAUUUUCUUGACUCCCCAUCGUUAUGUUAUUUAAAAAGCGUAAAAUCUCAGAUCAGUGACUCGGAUUUACAGAAAAUAACAAUUCCAAAUUAUAUCUCUCGAAAACCGCCGAACAUAUUUGAAACAUUAAAUAAUAUGUUGAAUGGAAUAGAAACAACUGCAUUCCCAUAUUUAAGUCACGUUAAUCCAAAAACAAGAAAUAUAAUAUAUUUAACAGUACUUGUGGCAAAUGAAAACCAUGUUGAUGUAAUAGAAGUGGAAAAGUAUAUCAAAUUAAUUAUACCUGCUGGAAGUCGCAUCGAUCUUCAAAAAAGUGGAGGCAAGUCUGAUAAAAAGAUAUUGAAAAAACUGGAGAGACCUGCAACAGAUAGAAUAAUAUUAUUGUAUCAUGAGAUGGGUAUGACAAAAGAAGAUCUCGAGAUAUUGCCACCUGCGAUAUCCCUGAUAAUAAAAGAUGUCAUGCAUAGAUGUAGAGAAUGCCCACCACCAAAUUGGCCUAUGCAUGCAUACGAGCUCGUAGAUCGUCAAGAUUUAGCCGCAUUAGAUAAACAUUUAAAACCAUCGUCAAAAUUACAAUAUAUCGACGGCGAAACAAAGGAUUAUGGAAUAAAGGAUGAACAAGAUGAUGGCAUGGAAUUUGAUGAUAUGAUAUUAAAGUUACGAUUUAGUAAGGAUCAUAGAGUCGCUGAAGUGCGAAGACUGCUCAAUUCUUCGAAACCAGUAAGGAUCGCGAUAAUCCAAAGAUCGAACGUAAGCGAUCACGAAUUUAUAGAAGAGCAAGAAAGACAUUUGCACACAUUAUGCACAAGAACAAUGGCAUUACCGGUAGCUAGAGGCAUGUUUACAUUGAGAACUUCCACACCGAUGAUAACAGAGCAAUUACCCAUUCCACGAUUGUGUUUAACAGGCAAGGCACCUCCUCGUGGAACUACCGUCGAGUUAACUCACAUAGAUGUUGCGCCAAAUAUGAAUCUGUGGCCGCUAUUUCAUAACGGCGUAGCCGCAGGCCUAUGUAUUCAUCCGGAUGCCGCGAACAUUGAUUCGACAUGGAUAGUAUACAAUAAACAGCAACAGGGUGAAUAUGGAGUGGAACACUCGGGAUUUUUAAUGGCUCUCGGUUUAAAUGGACAUCUGAAAAAUUUAGCUCCUUUAAGUACAUACGAAUAUUUAGCUGAUUGUCAUGAAGCUACUAGCGUUGGGCUCUUGCUGGGCUUGUCAGCGACACAUCGCGGCACAAUGAACGUAUCUAUGACUAAGCUAUUAUCGUUACACGUGGAAACGCUUCUGCCACCGACGAGUAUCGAAUUAAAUGUACAACAAAAUGUCCAAAUAGCGGCAUUGAUGGGCGUUGGUCUUGUAUACCAAGGAACUGCUCAUAGACAUAUUUCACAUGCUUUAUUAUCUGAAAUCGGUAGACCUCCAGGACCUGAAAUGAAAAAUUGUGUGGACCGUGAAUCAUAUUCCUUGGCAGCAGGACUGGCAUUAGGCUUGGUAAUACUUGGUUCUGGUGGUGGAGCAGAUGUACCUGCAAGCAUACCCGAUACUUUGCACUAUUACAUGGUCGGUGGACACACAAGACCUUUCUCUGGAGCACAAAAAGAUAAAUACAAGUCACCGAGUUAUCAAAUACGGGAAGGUGACUCGAUAAAUAUCGAUGUAACAAGCCCGGGAGCAACAAUAGCCUUAGGAUUAAUGUACUUUAAUACUGGAAAUCGUGCGGUAGCCGAGUGGAUGCAACCUCCCGACACGCAGUAUUUAUUAGAAUUUGUAAGGCCAGAUUUUCUGCUGCUACGAGUGCUCGCCAAGUCGCUAAUUUUAUGGGAGGAUAUCGAGCCAACCAAAUCGUGGAUUUCUAGUCAUGUGCCUAAUAUCGUUUAUAAAUACAGAUUGCAAAAACCUACGCCGGAAGUUACACAGAAUGUGGAUUUGGAAACUAUCAACCAGGCUUACUGCAACAUUAUAGCUGGUGCUUGCAUGGCAUUGGGAUUAAGAUAUGCAGGCACUGCUAAUAAAAAUGCUUUCAAGACUUUGUACAAUUACGCUCAAAUGUUUACGGCAUUGUCGCAUAAAACUAUAGCCGAAUUGGCUGGCAAAUCAACUGUUGAAACGUGUCUGAACGUUGUUCUGCUUUCAACAGCAGUGGUAAUGGCGGGUACCGGUGACUUGGAUGUAAGUCUCGAUAUUCAUAACGGGUAUGACAGUUGUGACAGAGAAUUUAUGGACUAUUUAAUAUAUAUUGUAUAUAUAUAGGCAGCUCUUAUAAUUUCGCUUUUUCCGAAAUUUCCAACUCACAGCAAUGACAACAGGGAUCAUUUACAAGCAUUACGUCAUUUGUAUGUAUUAGCCGCUGAACCACGUAUUAUCUUACCAAGAGACAUAGAUACCGGUCAGUAUUGCUACGCGACGAUAAAUUUAACAUUCGAGACUGACAGGGAGGCAGAAGGACAAGAGAUUAGUCUACAAGCACCUUGUUUAUUACCACAAUUAUGUAGCUUAAAAAAAAUUGUAUUGAAAGAUACAAGGUAUUGGACAAUUAUAUUUGAGAAGCAUCACAAUUGGCAACAAUUAGAAAACAUGCUGGAACGACACGAUUUCUUAAGUAUUAAGCAAAGAGCUGGUUGUUUAUCGUACCUGGAAGAUCCUCGUGGAUUUAGAAGCUUAGUGGCCCAAACUCUAACGACGGAAAAUGCAACCGCAUGGGCUGCUCGGCCAGAGUACGUUACAUCGUUUACAAAUGAUAAGACUGUACUGAACAUAAUAACAUAUUUUUUACAAUGGUCUAAAAGAGAAAUCAAUCCUAAUGAAAAUAUUAAGAACGCAUCACAAAAUGAUGUUCAAUGGAAAAUGCCAGAAUUCGAACAAUAUUUUCUUCAUGUAUUUGCAAUAAUAGUGUAUGAAUGCAUUACAAAGGAUAAAAUAAAUCUUAUACCAUUAUGGUUGCGUAUAAUUAAAGAUCUGAAAGUUAUCGAGGAAGAACCAAACAGCUUUUCAGUAUGGCAAAUAAAGCUUCUUUCAUCGCAACUGUCGAAAAGAAUUAAUUCUGAAGAUGAUGCAAAUUUGUUACUCAGUUUGGAAAGUAUGCUUGCGAUUAAACAAAAAACGGCGGUUAUUCUUGAUAAAUGGGAGCAUGACAUGAAAUCUUUAUUUAAACAGUAUCUUACUAAUGGAAUGGUACAGACUGAUACUAUAUCUCUAGCUAGAAUGUGCGCUUAUUUUAUAUUCUAUGGUAUACCAUAUCCAAUCGAUGAUAAAGCAAUCUCGAAUUGGAUUAUGACGACGCAACGCUCCUCUGAUAUAUCGAAUAUCACACUAUACAAAUUGUACAAAAUUUUACAAACAAUUUAUAAGUAAAAUCCGUAUAUUGUGAUAUAUGUACCAUCAAACCUUUUAUAUACUAAAAAAAGAACCUUGUUAUAUACUUUUUUUUUUCCCCCUAAGUCGUGAUGCAUCUUUUACUUAUAAUUUUUGCAAAUAAAAAUGCUACUGUAUGCUAAAAUGUAAGAUUAAAAUAAUAUAUUCUUGAUCUUAUUAUAACAAGAAUAUUUACAUAAUAAUUUUUAAAACUUUAUUUAUUGCAUCAAACAUUUAAUGAAAAUUUGUAAAAUGCAAAAAUAAGGAAAAAAUUUAGAAAAGGAUCUUUAUUUGACAUUUAUUAUAUACUUGAUCUAACUUUUAGGUGUUUUGUAAAACUUGAUUUAAUGUACAACCUCGACAUGAAAAAUUUAUAUCAUUAAUAUUAUAUAUACUCAAGAAAAUGAGAACACUAUCAAUGAGAAUAAAUAUCAUUUAUC